CACACAGUUAGUGAGAGAGAGAGGGAGGAGAGGAGGGGAGGAACUUCAAGGGAAAACAUCCACCCAUCUGCCGAACGCUAUUUUUAAGAAGUGGCUUAAGCUUGACAGACUGAGCUGGAUUUUAAACGUCAAAAAAAAAAGGAUAAUGAGGUGACAUUUAAUGAUCUAUCCUUUAUGUUUCUCAUGAUGUUUCUCUUGUUCCUGUUUGUGAUCCUCGUCAACUGCAAUUAUUUGGUGAACUACUGAGCCAUGAGUGUCCCGAUUGCACUUACUCUACUUGUGCUGUGUGUGGCCAAAGUGCAUUGUGAUCAGGACAGUCCAGCAUGUCCUCGGAAAGAAUCCUAUCCUGGUGUGCUGACCUUGAACGUGGGGUCAGAGGUCAUCCUGGGAUGCAGGGGCGAUGUCACUGUGGAUAGCGUCCCAUUAGUAAUGAGUACAAAACACAAAGAGAGACUUGGGAGAAGAGGAGAUGUAACUAGCCAUUGGAAAUCUCAAAAAGCCAGAGAGAGUCCUGGUACUACUGGAAUACACAAUCUACAAUCUGAGAACACUGCCACACCAGGCAAGCUCAAAAUUCAAACUGCAACUGGAGUAUAUGCUAAAGUCAGUGAAUCUGUAACCACUGCUAACAUGGCUAUAAGCUCAGCAAAGGUGCAAAUGGGAAGUGGGCAAGGUUUGCAGGCUGUUAAUCAAUCCACUAAACCCAACAGUGUGGGCAGAGUUACAGAAGAAGGAGGGGCUUUUAGCAUAACCCUGGAAAUGGGUUUGAGCACUGAGAGGAGCACCACCACAGAAUAUGAAGAGGAUGAGGACUAUGACGAGAAGGUGGAGGGAUUGAGAGUGACCAGGUCCAUUAAGAGGCAGGCACGGUGGACCCGGAAUGGUCAGCUCAUGCGAGAGCGUGUGGAAAAUGGUGGGGCUUUGAGACUUCCUGCGCUUCGGUUGACUGACUCAGGGAACUACAGCUGCUAUAGGAGAGGCAAACUAGUUUCAUCGGUUAAAAUCAGUGUUGGCAUCCCUCCAGAGAAACCUACCCUGUCAUGCUACAAGAAAUCCCACAUCAGCAAAAUCCGGUGUGAGUGGAUAUCUAGACAGCCCAUCAUCCCACAGCCUCAGUGUUGCAUGUUCCUCAGGAAAGGAUUGGAGAAGAUUUCCCGUGUGAAUUGUUCGUACUCUGUUAAGCACUCCCGCUGCUGGUGUGCGUUACCUAGUGAAGGGAUUGACAGAAGAUCCUAUACAGCUCAACUGUGUGUGACUAAUACAGCAGGCAAUGCCACAAGUUCUCCAUACAACUACAUUCCUCAAAACAUCAUAAAGCCAGAUCCUCCAGCUCGAGUUGUAGUAAAGUCAGUCAAGGGUGAGCCUCACACGCUGAAGGUCUCCUGGUCUUUACCUGCCACCUGGAAGCAGAGCUUUUACUACAUCCUUUGUUACCAGCUGAGAUAUCGUCCUGAGCAUGCCAAAGAGUAUCAGCAGGUAGACAUAGAGGAUGCAGAGCUCUUCUGGUUGAUUUCAGACGCUCUGUCACAUGUUCGGUACGAGGUUCAGAUUCGUGCAAAAGAUGAGUAUGAUGGACAGUGGAGUGACUGGACCAGAUCUGUGUAUAACUACACAUGGACGGCUCCUGAAACCACUGUUGCCCCUGACAUUAAUACCAGUCUGGGACCAAUGUGGAUAUUUCCUGAAGGUUCUGGGGGGUUGGAAGAUGAAGUAGAGAUUAGACCUGCUGCUGACGGUGAUGGUGUAAUGUGGGUGAAUGUGAUGUGCGUAGUGGGAGUCUGUCUCCUUUUCACCUUCGUUAUAAUCUCUGUCUACUCUCUCAGAAACAGAAUGCCAUUGAUGUCUAAAAAGAAAAAGGAGAGUGUCUCUUCAGCCUGCUCUUGUUCCUCUCCUACUCCUCUCCUUCAGCAGCCCCUGAUGACUCAGACAAGCAAUCAUCAGGAAGGGGAAGGGGAAGGCAUCUACUUACACAAUGUGGACUACUUUUUUUCUCCCAGUGAAUCUUAUAGAUCUUGAGUAAAGAAUCUGUUACAGUG
Ictalurus furcatus (blue catfish) is the source of this 2036-nucleotide messenger RNA. It is a transcript of the gene il6r, whose product is annotated as interleukin 6 receptor. Lineage: Eukaryota; Metazoa; Chordata; Actinopteri; Siluriformes; Ictaluridae. The coding region runs from base 250 to 2016 and encodes 588 amino acids. Gene Ontology annotation, cellular component: membrane; external side of plasma membrane. The transcript is spliced from 10 exons. Gene Ontology annotation, biological process: cytokine-mediated signaling pathway. The record is from RefSeq and is a predicted model, not a curated record. Gene Ontology annotation, molecular function: protein binding; cytokine receptor activity.